Molecule: messenger RNA, 1507 nt
Organism: Neofelis nebulosa (Clouded leopard)
Lineage: Eukaryota; Metazoa; Chordata; Mammalia; Carnivora; Felidae
Gene: CTSS
Product: cathepsin S
Exons: 8
Coding region: 113-1144 (343 amino acids)
Biological process (GO): immune response
Cellular component (GO): lysosome
Molecular function (GO): cysteine-type endopeptidase activity
Source: RefSeq, a predicted model, not a curated record
AACUUCCUCAUUGUGAAUACCUCACGUGACAAGGUCUGAUUUCUUUUUAAAACCAAUCUAACUGAAGUCUCUUUGCUGCCUUAAAAUCUUUGGAGAGGGUCCACCCGCAAGCAUGCUUAGUAUGGGAGCUCCUGCCAGUUCUAUCAUCAUGAAAUGUCUGGUUUGGGUGCUCCUGGUGUGCACCUAUGCAUUGGCACAAGCACAUAAAGAUCCCACUCUGGAUCAUCACUGGAAUCUAUGGAAGAAAACGUACGGCAAACAGUACAAGGAAAAGAAUGAGGAGGUAGCACGGCGUCUUAUCUGGGAAAAGAAUCUAAAAUUUGUGAUGCUUCACAAUCUGGAACAUUCAAUGGGAAUGCAUUCUUAUGACCUAGGCAUGAACCAUCUGGGAGACAUGACCAGUGAAGAAGUGAUAUCUUUGAUGGGUUGCCUGAGAGUUCCCAGCCAAUGGCAGAGAAAUGUCACUUACAAGUCAAAUUCUAAUCAGAAAUUGCCUGAUUCUGUGGACUGGAGAGAGAAGGGGUGUGUUACUGAAGUGAAAUACCAGGGCUCUUGUGGUGCCUGUUGGGCUUUCAGCGCUGUCGGGGCUCUGGAGGCACAGCUGAAGCUGAAAACAGGCAAUCUGGUAUCUCUGAGUGCACAGAACCUGGUAGAUUGCUCGACUGAAAAAUACGGGAAUAAAGGCUGCAACGGUGGCUUCAUGACAGAGGCUUUCCAGUACAUUAUUGAUAACAACGGCAUCGAUUCAGAAGCUUCCUAUCCCUACAAAGCCAUGGAUGGCAAGUGCCAGUAUGACUCAAAAAAUCGAGCUGCCACAUGUUCAAAGUACACGGAACUCCCUUUUGGCAGUGAAGAGGACUUGAAAGAAACCGUGGCCAAUAAAGGACCUGUGUCUGUUGCUAUAGAUGCGAGCCACUCUUCUUUCUUCCUCUACAGAAGUGGUGUCUACUAUGAGCCAGCCUGUACUCAGACCGUGAAUCAUGGUGUAUUAGUGGUUGGCUAUGGUAACCUUAAUGGAAAAGACUACUGGCUUGUGAAAAACAGCUGGGGCCUGAAUUUCGGUGACCGAGGAUAUAUUCGGAUGGCAAGAAAUAGUGGAAAUCAUUGUGGGAUUGCUAGUUAUCCCUCUUACCCAGAAAUCUAGAGGAUCUCUUCAUUGUAUAACAAGUCAAGAAAAGAAACACUUUCUCUUCACUUAAUUUUACCUGCCAUAACCAGUAGAAAUAAGGGAAUCAUGAACAAUGUAUAUUUAACGUACUAACAAAAUAUAUAGUUUGACUCUUCUACUUUUUUAAUCUUGCAGUUAUGGAAAACUUUUGCCAGGUAAAUUAACAAUGCAUUAUAGAUAUAACUGUAUGAGACUUAGUUAACCUAAGACAAUCUGUCAUGUUUGUUUUGUCACUGUCUUAUUUUACAUGCUUUGUCUUUUUAAGUUCCCUGAUAUACUUUUGUAAUACGAUGGCAUAUCAAUGCUUAAUAAAUACCUGUUUUCAUCUUUGUAUCAUUA